Messenger RNA from Anolis carolinensis (green anole), 4518 nucleotides. It is a transcript of the gene stpg4, whose product is annotated as sperm-tail PG-rich repeat containing 4. Gene Ontology annotation, biological process: epigenetic programing of male pronucleus. The transcript is spliced from 7 exons. The coding region runs from base 3130 to 3861 and encodes 243 amino acids. The record is from RefSeq and is a predicted model, not a curated record. Gene Ontology annotation, cellular component: germinal vesicle; female pronucleus; male pronucleus. Gene Ontology annotation, molecular function: histone binding; chromatin binding. Lineage: Eukaryota; Metazoa; Chordata; Lepidosauria; Squamata; Anolidae.
UGGCAUCUGUGGGUUUAGUUACAAAUUUAAGUAACCAGUUUAAUGUUAAUGUCAAAGAACAGUGUUCAUGCUUAAAUCUGGACGGUGCAAACGAGCAAAUUUCAUAGGCAACACUUUGUAUUGAUUUGUUUGAAAUGUGUUAAUUUGAAGCACAGGCUAGUGGGUUUGGAAAAUGUAGUAUGUUAAUCAAAACCAGAAGUAAAACCUCCAGAUUUCAUAUAGCUAUGCUGAGGGGAGAAGCUAGGGAUAGCAUAUGACCUAGUGGCCCUGACCUGGUUCCAUUUCAGGUUUUUAUGGUGUUUGAAUGCAAUCAUUGACUGGAAAGAACAGAGAGGUAUCCCACGACGACCUUGCAAUUAUUUUUUUUCUAUUGCAGUUAUUCCUACAUGCGACCAGGCUUAUGAUCUAGAUCUGGAACUCCCUACAUUCUUGCAUCUCAGUUAUAGCCCACUGUGGCUAUUUGUUCAUGUAAAGAAUGUAUACAUGCUUGCCACCAUGGUAUGCUCAAUUGGCUAAAAUGUCCCUAUCCUCAGGAAUAAAAUGUAAAAGACAACAGUUGUGGAAUGUAAUCCAGUGGAAGAUGGUACAGAAUGGGAUGUGGGGACUUAGCUUGUUUUUCUCUAAUGGAUGAGAGUAUACCUCUCUUAGACUCACUGUAUUGCCUGGAGUCAGGCUCAGUUUUAUUAGUCCUUGUCAGCAUUUUCUAGGGCAGGAGUUCAUCAAGUGUUGGGGAUAAUAUUAUGCCUGACUGCCAUAAAGAGAACUGGGCCAAUGGUAAAAGAAUUCAGUAGUGGGAGGGAAAAAACUUGAAUAAGCAGCCAGGUGGAAUGACCCAUGGUCUCAGAUGUCCCUUCAUAGAUGCACAGAGCCUGGGAGAUAAACCAGAUGAACUUAAAGUCUUGACAGAGCAAUGCAAAUCUUCUAAUAUAUAUAUAUAUGUGUGUGUGUGUGUGUGUGUGUGUGUAUACACACACACACACACAGAGCAGCGGACAAGAUAACAAAAAUAAACACUCCACAACCUCGAAAAUUGACAGCACAACCCUUCAUCUACGCCUCUAGGUUGAUACAACAAAAAGAAAAGAAAAAUAAAGUCCUAAUUAGAGGGAGAGGAAUAAUUGUUUUUAUCCAAGUGCUGCCAGUUAGAAGGCUAAGAUCUGCCCACUUGGUCUCCUAGCAACCCACUCAGCCCAGGGGACAGGCAGAGUUUGGCCUCUUCCACAGAUUAUCUAAUUUGCACUGGAUUAUAUGACAGUGUACACUCAAGGCCCUUCCACACAGCUAUAUAACCCAUUUAUAACUAUAUUGUCUCCUUUGAACUACAUUAUCUUGACUCCACACUGCCAUAUAAUCCACUUCAGCAUGCAUUUUAUACAGCUGUGUAGAAGACCUCAUAUAAUCCAGUUCUAAGCAGAUAAUAUAACAUAAAUAUACAGUAGAGUCUCACUUAUCCAACAUAAACGGGCCGGCAGAACGUUGGAUAAGCAAAUAUGUUGGAUAAUGAGGGAUUAAGGAAAAGCCUAUUACACAUCAAAUUAGGUUAUGGUUUUACAAAUUAAGCACCAAAACAUGUUAUACAACAAAUUUGACAGAAAAAGUAGUUCAAUACUCAGUAAUGUUAUGUAGUAAUUACUGUAUUUACGAAUUUAGCACCAAAAUAUCACGAUUUAUUGAAAACAACUACAAAAAUGCGUUGGAUAAUCCAGAACAUUGGAUAAGUGAGACUCUACUGUACUUGCGAAGGAGAUACAUGACUUAGGGCCUGUCUGCAUAAGCCCAAAAACCCAGACUCGCCUCAUGGUUAGCUGUCUCCACAAUGCACAGUGGCUUCUGAUGACUCUUGGGUUUUUUUUUCUUAUUUAAACAGACUGCCACAUUUCAGGCAAAGACAGUAUAUACUCAAGGUACUGUGUCAUUUAGAAUAUCAACUACAGACCCCCAAGCCAGGCUGAGAAUGAAUGAAGCCUUUGUGGAACCAGAUGACCAGGCAUUCAGACAGGUGAAAUUUAGUAGUGUAAUGAGAAGUUUCAGCUCGGAAUGAAUCAUACAUUUGGAAGACACUACAAGAAUCAUUCUGUCCAACCCCCUUCUGCCAUGCAGAAAUACACAAAGCACUCCUAAACUCUGUUUAUACAUCUCCAGAAAUGAAGACCACCACACUCCUGAGGCAACAGCUCUGACCUAUUAAUGCAGCCUUCACUAGUAUUGGCUUUUUAAACUAUACACAGUUGACUUGUGGUCUACUAAGACUCCCAGUUCCCUAUACUGUUGCUAAGCCAGGUCACCAUCCCAUAUCUGCAUUUCAUUUUUAUUGUCGUAAAUGUAGCACUGUACAUUUCUCCCUUUUGAAAUUUAUUUUGUUAGUUUUGGCCCAGCUCUCUGUUAAGGUCAAUUUGGAUCUGAUCCUGUCCUCUGUAAUAUUUGCUUUCUCUCCCAAUUUGGUGUCACCAGCAACUUUGAUGUAUGACUUCUAUUCUGUCGUCCAAAUCAUAAAUACGUUGAAUAGCCCUAGGCCUAGGACAACCUUGAGGCACUCCAAUGAUCGCUUCCCUCCAGGAUGAAGAGGACUGAAUAUCUGCACAGUUCUGCUUUAAGAGAUUAGCUAGCAGAAAUGUGAUGAAAUGCUUCUAAACAAAGGGUGGAGGUCUGUUUUCUGGGCUCAUGCAGGUGAAACAGGAGAAAACGCUGCUAGAACACAGCCACAUAGCUCAGAAAACACACAACACCCCAGUGAUUCUGGCCGUGAAAGCCUUCAACAAUACAUAUAAAUGGUGCUUUAAUAUUAUACUACUCCUUGGUACUGAAGCAUAGUAUAUGGGCUAUCAUUGUAGCGAGGAAAUUACAACUCAAAACUUCACUGCUUACUGCUACUUUAUAUCUAGACUAGCCUCUCUGAUUGGGAGCUGGCACAGUGUUCUCAUAAUGCCAGUAAUGGCCCUGCAUCACAACUCAAUGGGUGAACAAGGGGUAGUUUGGAUAAACCUGUCCCCUGCCUGUGAGGACUUGGUGGGAGACAACUUGUCAUGGCACAAGUAGCAGAAUAGAUUCUGCAAGACAAGGCACUAGCGUCUAAACACCUCCAGAUGCUAGAUCACAGCAACCAGAGAUAAGGAGACCUUGAAAUGCAAAAUGAUUGGUGGGCGCCACCGCUUGAAGUCUUUGACUGACUACGUGGAAUCAGAGAGCUCUUUGGAAGAGGCAAUUGACAGGAGCAAAAGAACACCUGAACUGAGAAGAGAUGAAUGGUGGAGAGAGUCCAUGAGGCCAACACCGACACCAGGGACAUACUCCAUAAGAGACUUUAUUCAAGAUGCUCGUCUGAAUCCCGUGACGCCAACCUACAAUUUCAAAGGGGAAGGCAGAAAGAGACUAUCCAUCUUCCAGCAGCGUCAGGACAUAACCCUCCCGGACUCGAAACCGUACUAUCCUCCAUCGCUUAUGACACUUCUAAAGAAAACAACGGAAACAUAUUCUUUUAAGAGCCUCCCGAGGCAAAGCCCCAUGUUUUUAAGCUAUAGAGAUAAGAAUUUAAACACAGACCCUGGGCAGUAUGACCUUUUUCCUCCUCCAGUACCCACUUUCCCAGUCAAGAAUUACAUGUUUCGAUCUGGAGUACAAAGGUUUCCCACUUUUGGCCCGAAAGAAGGUCCAGGCCCAGGUGAAUAUGAAAUAAAAGAUAAUCCACCUACAGCUAUACGGUCAUGUUUCAUAUCAAAGGUCCCACGUCUGUUGCCAGCUCAUACUAAAAUACCUGGACCAGGAACAUAUUGGCCUACAAAGCAGUCUCCCAAACAGCCCAGAACCAUUGCUAGUUUGGGUCGGGAGCACACCAUCUUCUUUAGUAAUAUUCAAGACAUUUAGCACGUGCUAUGGACAUUGAGUAUGAAAGAAAGGCAAACACCCACUGCUUUACUCGAUGGAAUCUCCUAUUUUAAUUCAUCCAAACUGAUCUGUCCACCUUUUGUUCUUCUGUCCCUGAUGUCAUAUCAAUACCGCUGCAUUCCCCCAGUUCUGUGGUUAGGCUUCAUUCCCAGACUGUUUCAAACAUCCUAGACUGUUGCUGUUGCUAACCACGACUAAAUAGGUUUGGCUGUUGCUGGAUUGAGUGCAAUUUAGUCUGAAUUCAACUGAACAUAGUUUUACAGAAAAUAACCUUGAAUGGAUACAUGCUUUGCAUUAUAAAAAGACAAAAUAUACUCGUUGCAAAAUAAUUGAAGAGGGUAAAAUUUUUACAUCCUUUCCCAAAUUCAGAAAAAGGGAUUAUUUGCUGGUAGUGUUUUUAUAAUAUCACACCUUUCUGUUUUCAGUCCGCCUGAACCAUGCAUUUGACCUGCAAGGAACUUGUUUCAUUUCAGAGGCACAAAAUCGGGGGGCCACUCUUGCACUGCCAUCCCCUCUUUUCAGAAUUUCCAACAUUUAAAACUAUUUUAUACCAAUUCAGAGGAGGCACCUUUUAGAUAAGCAAUGGCAUGACUGCAAAAGGCAGUGUUUUAUUAAAAUAGCAAUUACAGAAAAAAA